Xenopus tropicalis (tropical clawed frog) is the source of this 1812-nucleotide messenger RNA. RefSeq names its product provisional ortholog of prolactin releasing hormone receptor. The coding region runs from base 406 to 1500 and encodes 364 amino acids. The transcript has 2 exons. Lineage: Eukaryota; Metazoa; Chordata; Amphibia; Anura; Pipidae. Gene Ontology annotation, biological process: signal transduction; G protein-coupled receptor signaling pathway. Gene Ontology annotation, cellular component: membrane. The record is from RefSeq and is a predicted model, not a curated record. Gene Ontology annotation, molecular function: G protein-coupled receptor activity; neuropeptide Y receptor activity.
AGAAGCGAUUACAGGCUGUUGGAGCUGUGCUGCUACCUUUGCCUUUAACAUUGCCUACAGCAUUGUGCAGAACAGCACACAGAGGGAUUUGGGCUAUUUUGCCACACUUUUUGCUCCAGCACUGGGAAGAUCAUUUUGUAUGAAGUUUAAAAUAAGCUAAAGGCAGCUUCUACCUGCACUGAGCCUCACAGAUUUAUUGUGCCAGGCUACAAACAGAGCAGCUGCCCAAUAAUCUGUCCUUGGUGUGGUUCAGCCGUGCCCAGCACUGACAGGAGAUACAGGACUUCCAGCAAUGUGAGUAGAACUCAACAGGUGCAGUACGGCUGGGGAUUACGUCCUAUACAGAGAGACGGGACAUGGCACAAGUCUGAAUGGUUUAUCAUUAAGGAACGUGGAUUCUCUUGAAUGGAGACGAUCAUGUGGGACCAGAAGCUUAAUGAAUCUUUAGAGAACUCAACAAAUGUUUUUUCAGGCCUUGACCUUCUCUUUGAUCUUAAACCUCUGUUUAUUCCAAUAUACGCCUUGUUGGUGACUGUGGCGUGUCUAGGGAACUGCGCUCUAAUCCUGCUAAUUGCUCUCACUAAGAAACUUCACAACACCACCAAUUUUCUCAUUGGGAAUCUAGCAUUAGCAGAUUUGGUUAUGUGCAUUUUCUGUGUCCCUCUUACUGCCUCUUAUGCCUUUGAGAACCGUGGCUGGCUAUUUGGGGAGUUCAUGUGUCACUUUGUCACUCUAAUGCAGGCUGCCACAGUCUGUGUGUCUGUCCUUUCUUUGACUGCCAUUGCCGUGGACAGAUAUGUUGUUGUGGUUUACCCAAUUAGAAGAAGAAUAGGAUGUAGGUCAUGUAUAUACAUCGUUAGUCUGGUCUGGCUCGUUUCCAUUGGGAUUUCCAUGCCAACCUUCUUUCAUACUCACUAUUUAGAUCUCAAGUCUGCUGGGCAUGACAUGAUCAUUUGUGAGGAGUUCUGGAGGAAUCAGGAGAAGCAGCGUCUACUCUACUCGUGCUCGCUGCUUCUCUUGUAUUACAUGCUCCCGCUAUCUGCAAUCACCAUCUCCUAUUGUGCCAUUGCCUACCACCUGAGAAAGAGAAACGUGCCUGGUGCCACAUCCCACAACCAAGAUAAAUGGUCCAAAAAGAAACAGAAGACAUUCCGUAUGCUCAGUAUCUCUGUCAUGGCCUUUGGGAUCUGCUGGCUGCCUCUUCAGAUACUUAACCUCAUCCGAGACAUUGAUGAAGAAUUUGCAAUUCUAGAUAAGAAUUAUAUUAAUGUCAUCCAGGUGACCUGCCACCUCAUUGCUAUGAGCUCUGCCUGCUACAACCCAUUUAUCUAUGCCUCCCUCCAUGACAAAUUCCGUUUCCACCUGAGGAACUACUUCUUUCAUCACAAGAGAAGAGCAAACACCAUGUCCACCAAGAAUUCGAGACACAACACCUGCUCUACAUUGGCUGACAUUCCAGUGGUUCUCUCAGAAAAGAUAACUUUGCAUGGUCGACUGUGAUUGAAUGUGGUUAAUGGAGUCUGGGUGCUGUUACACAUCUACAACGAGUUUUACAGAAAAGUACUUUUUGAAGAAAUGAGCCUUAGUUGAUGGUGACCAAUCAGGGCCUGAUUACAUAGUGCAUUCUACAUGCUAUAGCCCUGCCUGACAAUAUAUGACCUUCUUUUUACAGAGGGAAUGGAUAUAAAAGAAGUACUGUAAAACACGAAUGGAAAAUGGUGUUAGGGAUGUCAAGAGAUCUCUGAAAUGAGAACGCAUUACACGAAUUUAACGAGGCAACAUAAGUUUAAUGAAUAAAGCUUGUCACAUACA